ACCGAAUUGAUAACACCCAUUUAGGGUUGGCCUAGUGGUUGGAUCUGGAGUUUAGGUUCGAUUCUCUCUAGUACCAAUUUUGAUGGGCAAGUCCAUACAUAACUUGCUCUGGCUUUAAAUGGGACCCCCUGCAAGUGGGCGGUGAGAUCGGAUUAGAGAUCCUUGGAUCGGAGAAUUGUGCAUUGAUUACAUUGAAUUUUCAAAAAUAGAUUUUCUCUUCAUUAAACUAAUCAAUCAUCUAUAAAUAUUGUUUCAUUUAAUUUUACUUGACAGAAAGAACAUAUUUCCAUUUUGCAGAGGGUUUUAAGACUUGUUAUAUCAUGGCAGAGUUGGUAGCUGGGGCAUUUCUUCAGUCUUCCUUUCAAUUGAUUAUCGAGAAGUUAGCUUCGGUUGAUAUUAGAGACUACUUCAGUAGUAACAAUGUUGAUGCCCUUGCGAAAGAACUUAAUAUUGCACUUGAUUCUAUCAACCAAGUACUAGACGAAGCAGAGAUAAAGCAGUACCAAAACAAAUAUGUGAAGAAGUGGCUUGAUGAUCUUAAACAUGUUGUUUAUGAAGCAGACCAACUAUUAGAUGAGAUUUCUACUGAUGCAAUGCUAAAUAACCUGAAAGCAGAAUCUGAACCACUUACCACCAAUUUAUUGGGCUUGGUUUCAGCUUUAUCUAGAAAUCCAUUUGAAUCUAGGCUCAAUGAACAACUGGAUAAACUAGAAUUUCUUGCAAAGAAAAGGAAAGAGUUGAGAUUGGGAGAAGGUCCUUGUGCUAGGAAUGAAGGCUUAGUCAGUUGGAAACCUUCAAAAAGGUUGUCAUCUACAGCUCUCGUGGAUGAGUCGAGCAUAUAUGGUCGAGAUGUUGAUAAGGAAAAAUUAAUCAAGUUUUUACUUGCAGGCAAUGAUAGUGGCAACCAGGUUCCAAUAAUCAGCAUAGUCGGUUUAGGAGGGAUGGGUAAAACCACCCUUGCUAAGCUUGUGUACAAUGACAACAAGAUAAAGGAGCAUUUUGAACUUAAAGCAUGGGUCUAUGUUUCAGAAUCUUUUGAUGUUGUUGGACUCACCAAAGCAAUUCUCAAGUCGUUUAAUUCUUCAGCAGAUGGUGAAGACUUAAAUCUACUCCAACAUCAACUCCAAUACAUGCUAAUGGGCAAGAAAUAUUUGCUUGUUUUAGACGAUAUCUGGAACGGGGAUGCGGAACGUUGGGAGUUGUUACUACUUCCCUUUAACCAUGGAUCUUUUGGAAGUAAGAUUGUCGUGACAACACGUGAGAAGGAGGUGGCAGAUAAUGUCCUGAAAUCGACAGAGUUAUUUGAUUUACAACAAUUGGACAAAAGCAAUUGUUGGAGUUUAUUUGUGACACAUGCUUUUCAAGGAAAGAGUGUGUCUGAAUAUCCAAAUCUUGAAUCAGUUGGUAGAAAAAUAGUGGAAAAGUGUGGAGGGUUGCCUUUAGCUAUAAAAUCAUUGGGCCAACUUCUGCGGAAAACAUUUUCUGAACAUGAAUGGAUUAAUAUAUUGGAGACUGAUAUGUGGCGUUUAUCAAAAGUAGAUCACAACGUUAACUCAGUACUGAGAUUGAGUUACCAUAAUCUCCCUUCUAAUCUAAAGCGUUGCUUUUCCUAUUGUUCCAUUUUUCCCAAGGGUCAUAAAUUUAAAAAAGAUGAACUGAUCAUGCUUUGGAUGGCAGAAGGUUUGUUGAAGUGUUGCGGAUCUAACAGAAGUGAAGAAGAGUUUGGUAAUGAAAGUUUCGCUGAUCUUGUGUCAAUUUCUUUUUUCCAACAAUCAUUUGAUGAAAUAUAUGAUACAUAUGAGCACUAUGUCAUGCAUGAUCUUGUCAAUGAUUUAACAAAAUCAGUAUCUGGAGAAUUUAGUAUCCAAAUAGAGGAUGCUAGAGUGGAACGUAGCGUUGAAAGGACACGUCAUAUUUGGUUCUCUCUUCAAUCAAAUAGUGUUGAUAAAUUACUAGAGCUAACUUGUGAGGGACUACAUAGUCUGAUACUAGAAGGCACCAGAGCUAUGUUGAUAAGCAACAAUGUACAACAAGAUUUGUUUUCAAGACUAAAUUUUUUGCGGAUGUUAUCAUUUAGAGGUUGCGGUCUCUUAGAACUAGUUGAUGAGAUAAGCAAUUUAAAACUUUUGCGUUAUCUAGACCUCUCUUACACAUGGAUUGAAAUAUUACCUGAUACCAUUUGUAUGUUGCAUAAUUUGCAAACACUCUUGCUGGAAGGCUGUUGUGAAUUGACAGAGCUCCCUUCAAAUUUUUCCAAACUCGUCAAUUUACGUCAUCUUAAACUUCCAAGUCAUAAUGGACGCCCUUGUAUUAAGACGAUGCCAAAGCAUACGGGAAAGCUAAACAAUCUUCAAAGCUUGUCAUAUUUUAUUGUGGAAGAGCAGAAUGUAUCUGAUCUUAAAGAGUUGGCAAAACUAAACCAUCUUCAUGGAGCAAUUGAUAUUGAAGGGUUGGGUAAUGUUAGCGAUCUUGCAGAUUCUGCUACUGUAAAUUUGAAAGAUACGAAAUAUUUAGAAGAAUUACAUAUGAAGUUUGAUGGCGGAAGAGAAGAAAUGGAUGAGUCAAUGGCUGAAAGCAAUGUGUCAGUCUUGGAGGCUCUCCAACCAAAUAGAAACUUGAAGAGGCUUACCAUCUCAAAAUACAAAGGUAAUAGCUUUCCAAAUUGGAUAAGGGGUUAUCAUUUACCAAACUUAGUAUCUCUUAAUCUACAGUUUUGUGGAUUAUGUUCUUUGUUGCCACCACUUGGGACACUCCCCUUUCUCAAGAUGCUUUCUAUUUCAGACUGUGAUGGAAUAAAGAUCAUAGGUGAAGAGUUUUACGACAGUAGUUCAAUAAAUGUGCUGUUCAGGUCUCUUGAAGUUUUGAAAUUUGAGAAGAUGAACAAUUGGGAGGAAUGGUUGUGUCUUGAAGGGUUUCCUUUGCUUAAAGAGCUUUAUAUAAGAGAAUGUCCCAAAUUGAAAAUGUCCCUGCCUCAACACCUUCCUUCUUUACAAAAAUUGUUCAUUAAUGAUUGCAAGAUGUUGGAAGCAUCAAUUCCCAACGGUGAUAAUAUCAUAGAUUUAGAUAUAAAGAGAUGUGAUAGAAUUUUGGUAAAUGAAUUGCCGACCAGCUUGAAAAAGUUAUUCAUUCUUGAAAACCGGUACACGGAGUUCUCCGUAGAGCAGAUUUUCGUCAACAGUACCAUUCUUGAAGUGUUGGAGUUGGAUUUGAAUGGCUCUUUAAAAUGUCCCACUUUGGAUUUGUGUUGCUAUAAUUCUCUUGGUGAACUUUCAAUAACAAGAUGGUGCUCCUCCUCCUUGUCUUUUUCACUACACUUGUUCACAAAUCUCUAUUCUCUAUGGUUCGUCGAUUGUCCGAAUUUGGAUUCAUUUCCAGAGGGAGGUUUGCCUUGCAACUUGCUUAGUCUUACAAUAACCAAUUGCCCAAAACUGAUUGCUUCAAGACAGGAGUGGGGACUCAAGUCCUUGAAAUAUUUCUUUGUUUGUGAUGAUUUUGAAAACGUGGAGUCCUUUCCAAAGGAGAGUCUGCUGCCACCAACUCUUUCGUAUCUUAAUUUGAAUAACUGUUCAAAGCUCAGAAUAAUGAACAACGAGGGUUUUCUCCACCUUAAAUCCCUCGAAUUUCUAUAUAUCAUCAACUGUCCUAGUCUUGAGAGAUUACCAGAGGAAGCUCUACCCAACUCCCUUUAUAGUUUGUGGAUUAAAGAUUGUCCAUUAAUUAAGGUGAAGUACCAAAAGGAGGGAGGAGAGCAGCGGGAUACAAUUUGUCACAUCCCUUGUGUUGUUUUUUUUGAGGGAACAUCCCUUCUGUUAUGAUUUGACGAAAAUUUAUACAUUUGGCAGAGGAAAUGAGAUGUUGCCGCAGGCAAGUACAAGCCUUAUGCUAUUUUUCUUUUAACUAGUUAUUUUUAAUUUUGACAUAAGAAAGUAUUAAUGUUUUUUGUUUGCAUAAUGAUAAGACUGUGUUUCCAUUUAUAAGUAAUUUUAUGUUAAAUGUUGAAUGAUGAGAUCUUCGUUCCUUUGCUCCUAAGGUGAUUUUGAUUCAAUGUUAUGUUUCACUAACUGUUGUUUCAUUCAUUUCUUGUCAGUUUCCUGAUUGCAAAUGUCUCCUGAAACUAUUUUACAAAGAUCGUGUGCAUUGUGUGAUGUGAGGACUCGGGCAUCCUCUUCAACCUCUGACUCGGUGCUCAGAAGUUUCAUUUAAUUUUCAGUCUCUUUUUAAUUUACUGUAUGUAUGUAUGUUCCUUCAAAGUUCAUACACUACUUUCAUUGCAGUCCUUCUGAUUGGAUUCAAAACGGUUGCUCAGUGUUCGUAAUCUUUGAUCGAAAUUCAUUACUUUUCUCAGUUUGUGAAUAGGUCUAUCUAUCUGCAUCACUAGGUGUAUGUAUCUCUAUUGAGAAACUGUGCUUUUUAUUGGAAAAUAUAA
Molecule: messenger RNA, 4426 nt
Organism: Medicago truncatula (barrel medic)
Lineage: Eukaryota; Viridiplantae; Streptophyta; Magnoliopsida; Fabales; Fabaceae
Product: putative disease resistance RPP13-like protein 1
Exons: 1
Coding region: 321-3815 (1164 amino acids)
Molecular function (GO): ADP binding
Source: RefSeq, a predicted model, not a curated record